AUGUCAGUAUUCAUGGAGUUACUAUUAAUAGGAUUAUCUGAAGUGAUGUUUAAAAAUCCUAGCCUUCAAUGCAAUUUUCAGGAGCCUCUUCCUAUUCGUCAUAUCUAUCAUCAGCUUGGAGACAUUAACAUUGCUGGCAUUAUUUCUGUAUGCUUGAUAUUUUCUGACCCCAUUGAUUUCAGGCAACAUCCUUCUCAGGCAUUUCAUGAGGGACUUUUCAAUUUUAGUCCAAGUUGGACCUACUUUGCCUCAAUGGUUCUGCCUUUCACUCAGGGCAAAUUCAUCCCUAACUACAAGUGUGGAAUCACAAAUAUCUUGGCUGCAGUCAUUGGGGCACCUGAUAUCUCUCUUCACAUGGUGACUGUAUUGGGUAUCUACAAAGUCCCUCAGUUGACCUAUGGCUCUGCUCCAAUCAUGGAUAAAGCGACUCAAGCAGUUUUCUUUCAACAAAUGUUUCCGAAUGAAUCCCACCAACGUAGGGGCCUCCUGCAGUUAUUGCUGUAUUUUAGAUGGAUCUGGAUUGGAAUUCUUGUGGUAAAGGAUGAGAAAGGAGAGAAAUUUCUCCAGGAGGUGAUCCCCACAUUUUCUGAGGAUGGCAUCUGCGUUGAAUUCAUAGCAGAGUUCCCAAAUGUAGCUUUUUACAGUGAUUUUAGUGAAACCGUAGCUGAAGGGGUAGAUGUAUACCAUAUUCUCAUGAAAAGCACAGCCAAUGUGAUAAUCUUAUAUGGUGAAAUUCAGUCCUUAGCAUUUCUGAGAACUUUCCUCCAAUUUUCAGCAGUGGAGGAUAUACCAAGGAAGAAAAAGAUUUGGCUAAUAACAGCUGAGACAGAUUAUACUUCUACUUCCUUUCAAAAAUCUUGGGAUAUCCAUUUCCUACAUGGUGCUUUAUCCUUUGCAGUUCACACAAAAGAAGUCCAAAACUUCCAGGAAUUUCUUCAAAAUCUAAAUCUAAGCAACAAUCAGAACGAUAAUUUUCAAAAAGAUUUUUGGGAGCAGGCAUUCAGCUGUUUCUUCUCAAACUCAGAAAAGGAGGAGUUUGAGAAAAAGUGUACUGGACAGGAGAAACUUGAAAACCUUCCUACAUCUGUGUUUGAAACACACAUGAGUGGACAGAGUUACAAUAUUUACAAUGCAGUCUAUGCUGUGGCACACGCUUUACAAUCUCUUUCUAUGUCGAAAACUAGAGAAUCAACAAUGAUGAGAGAAAGAAGGAAACCUUUUCACACUCAAGAGUGGUGGCAGCUUCAUUCUUUUCUGAGAAGUAUCAGAUUCAACAAUAGUGUUGGUGAAAAGAUCUCCUUCGAUGAAAAUGGAGAAUUCAUUGGUGGAUUUGAUAUUAUCAACUGGAUCACAUUCCCGAACCAGUCAUUUCUUAGGGUCAAAGUUGGAGUGAUAGAUCCCAAAGGUCCAGCAGACAAGUUCUUCAAUAUUUCUAUAGAUUCCAUCACAUGGCCAGUAGGUUUUAAUCAGGCAUUACCUCUAUCUUUGUGUAAUGAUCCUUGUGAGACAGGAUACAGCAAGGUCAAGAAAGAAGGGCAGUUGUUUUGUUGCUAUGAUUGCCAUGUAUGUCCAGAGGGGAAAAUAUCAAAGGAGAAGGACAUAGAUGACUGCUCUCCUUGUCCAGAAGAUCAAUAUCCAAAUCCCACAAAAAAUACAUGCAUUCCAAAGCGGAUCACAUUUUUGUCCUAUGAAGAACCCUUGGGGAUCAGUUUGACUGUUCUGUCUAUGUGCUUUUCUUUAAUAACCAUUUUGGUAAUCACAAUCUUCAUGAAACACAAAGAUACUCCCAUCGUCAAAGCCAACAACCGGAAUCUCACUUAUGCACUUCUAGUUUCUCUUCUCAUCUCCUUCCUUUGUGACUUUCUAUUUGUUGGGAGGCCCAAUACGAUUGUGUGUCUCCUUCGACAACCAGCUUUUGGUCUCAUCUUUUCUGUGGCAGUUUCUUGUGUAUUGGCCAAAACCUUUGUUGUGGUUCUAGCAUUCAUGGCCACCAAACCUGGUUCCAGAUUGAGGAAAUGGGUGGGGAGAAGGAUGGUCGGUUUCAUUCUACUAUCCUGUUCCCUUGUUCAAUUAAGUUUUUGUGCUGUGUGGCUGAUAACAUCCCCACCGUAUCCAGAUUUUGAUGUGCUUUCAAUGUCUGAAGAAGUCAUCCUGGAGUGCAAUGAAGACUCAGUCAUGUUCUACUGUGUUUUGGGCUUUAUGGGUUUUCUUGCUCUGAUUAGCUUUUCUGCUGCUUUUCUAGCUAGGAAUUUACCUGACAGUUUCAACGAAGCCAAAUUCAUCACCUUCAGCAUGUUGGUCUUCUGCAGUGUUUGGCUGUGCUUUAUUCCAACCUAUUUAAGCACAAGGGGAAAAUAUACAUUGGCAGUAGAGAUCUUCUCCAUGAUCUCCUCCAGUGCUGGAUUAUUAAUGUGCAUCUUUCUUCCCAAGUGUUUUAUCAUUGUAAUCAGACCUGAACUGAAUGAUAAACAUCAACUCAUAAAGAGAAAGUUUUAA
This is a messenger RNA of Pseudonaja textilis, 2496 nucleotides long. The record is from RefSeq and is a predicted model, not a curated record. NCBI's taxonomy places the organism in Eukaryota, Metazoa, Chordata, Lepidosauria, Squamata, Elapidae.